Messenger RNA from Chlorocebus sabaeus (green monkey), 903 nucleotides. The record is from RefSeq and is a predicted model, not a curated record. NCBI's taxonomy places the organism in Eukaryota, Metazoa, Chordata, Mammalia, Primates, Cercopithecidae.
GUUCUCGCCCCUCGGCGAGGCCCGUCCCCCACCAACCCCGUUCUCGCCCCUCGGCAGGGCCUCUCCGCACCACAGAGACGUGGGACGGCCGCGCGGACUAGAUAAGCGGCCCUCGCAGGCCCGCCAAAGCCCCGCCCCGCCCGCGUGCUCGCUCCACCCCUCCCCGCGCGCCCAGAGCCCCAGGCGCCGCUUCCUCUCGCGCUCGGGGCGUCGGCCCUCCACUCGGGGGCGGGGCGGGAAGCGGCGGUGGGCGGAGCCUCCUGGGCCUCGCGAGGGCUAGUGGGCGGUGCCCGGCGGGCGCUUCCGGUUUCCGGCCGCGGGAUGAGGGGCGGGGCCGGGGCUACUGUGGGAGAGUUGGGCUGCUGCGGCGGGGCCUGCACGCUGACUGUGGGAAACUCGGAAACAAGCUCACAUCUUCCUGUGGGGAAACCUUCUAGCAGCAGGAUGAGUCUGCAGUGGACUGCAGUUGCCACCUUCCUCUAUGCGGAGGUGUUUGUUGUGUUGCUUCUCUGCAUUCCCUUCAUUUCUCCUAAAAGAUGGCAGAAGAUUUUCAAGUCCCGGCUGGUGGAGUUGGUAGUGUCCUAUGGCAACACCUUCUUUGUGGUUCUCAUUGUCAUCCUUGUGCUGUUGGUCAUCGAUGCCGUGCGCGAAAUUCGGAAGUAUGAUGAUGUGACCGAAAAGGUGAACCUCCAGAACAAUCCUGGGGCCAUGGAACACUUCCACAUGAAGCUUUUCCGUGCCCAGAGGAAUCUCUACAUUGCUGGCUUUUCCUUGCUGCUGUCCUUGUGAGUGGGGUUUGAGGGGGCAGGUGCUGUGAAAGGAGCCAUGGGCUAGCCAGGGACACGGAGCUCAGUGGGCUCAGUCUCCCCCUGUGACUUUGAUUCCUCCUCAGCCUGUGGCCUG